CCAGGUUUAGACCAAUUCUAUUCAAUUCACUUCUGCAGUUCUUUGAUAAAACAUUUAUUCUCGUUUAACCAAAAAAUUUUAAAAACAAAAUGAAACUUCUCGUGCUUGUGGGAAUAGUCAUUAUGAUGGCCUUGGUCGUAAUGGCUCAACCUGUGGAUGAAACUCAAGCUGGAGCUUCAUUGGGCUUAGUGGAUGUGGCCGAUGCAGGCGUUGAGCAUGCCAAUGAAGCUGCUCGUAAUGUUCGCGGCUUUGGUGGUUAUGGCGGUUAUGGUGGCUUUGGACGAGGUGGCUUCGGACGAGGAGGCUUCGGACGAGGAGGCUAUGGUGGUUAUGGAGGCUUUGGACGAGGAGGCUAUGGCGGAUAUGGAAAAUAGAAUUAUUCCAUGAACCUCGAUUCCAGUUUAAGCGUAAAAUGUAUGCGAAAAAUACGAAAUAAAAUCCAGAACGAACAAAAAAAUUAAAUCAAGUUACUUU
Messenger RNA from Stomoxys calcitrans (stable fly), 474 nucleotides. RefSeq lists its product as uncharacterized. The record is from RefSeq and is a predicted model, not a curated record. NCBI's taxonomy places the organism in Eukaryota, Metazoa, Arthropoda, Insecta, Diptera, Muscidae. Bases 90 to 374 code for a protein of 94 amino acids. The transcript has a single exon.